AUGAUUCUUAGAGGGGAGCAGCCAGAUUUCUUCAGCACAAAUGCCGUCAACCAGAGCCUUGCUAAGAGCAGACAAGUACGGAGUGUGGACGUCACCCCAGCACCUGUUGACUGUGAGCUAUCCAGCUGGUCCUCCUGGACUGCAUGUGACCCCUGUCAGAAGAAAAGGUACAGGCAUGCUUACUUGCUCCGGUCCUCCCAGUUCCAUGGGGAAUUGUGUGACUUCUCUGACAAGGAAGCUGAAGACUGUGUUACCAACCAACCAUGCAGAAGUCAAGUGCGAUGUGAAGGCUUUGUGUGUGCACAGACAGGGCGGUGUGUGAAUCGCAGACUCCUCUGCAAUGGGGACAAUGACUGUGGAGACCAAUCAGAUGAAGCAAACUGUAGGAGGAUUUAUAAAAAAUGUCAACAGGAAAUGGAGCAGUACUGGGCCAUUGGCAAUCUGGCUCAUGGGAUAAACCUGUUCACAAACACUUUUGAGGGCCCCGUUCUCGAUCAUCAGUAUUAUGGUGGAGGAUGCUCCCCGCACUACAUCCUGAACACCAAGUUUAGGAAGCCGUACAAUGUGGAAGGCUACACCCCACAGACCCAAGGCAAAUAUGAAUUUGCAUUUACAGAAUAUGAAUCAUAUGCAGAUUUUGAACACAAUGUGACAAAGAAAGAAACCAGCAAUUCCGCUUUCAAGUUUGGUUUUAAAAUAGUUAGCUUGUUUGAGUUUGGAGUUAAAGAAGAAAGCAAUGGAGGUAGACAUUACAUUCAAAGAACCAAACGAUUCUCCCACACUAAAAGCAAGUUUCUGCAUGCGCGCUCUGUCCUUGAAGUGGCCCAUUACAAGCUGAAGUCCAGAAGCCUCAUGCUCCAUUAUGAAUUCCUCCAGAGGGUGAAGAGCCUUCCCCUAGAGUACAGCUACGGGGAGUACCGAGAUCUCCUUCGUGACUUUGGGACCCACUUCAUCACCGAGGCCGUGCUUGGGGGCAUUUACGAGUACACACUUAUCAUGAACAAAGACCUCAUGGAGCGAGGAGAUUACACGUUUAACGAAGUUUCUGCCUGUGCUGGAAAAGAUUUCCAAAUUGGUGGUGCGGUCUCUAAUGUCUACCUCAAAUUGGGUGUGUCGGAGAAGAAAUGCAAUGAUAUUCUGAAAGAAAUCAAAGACAGAAACAAGAGGGGCACCAUGGUAGAAGAUUUGGUGGUUCUGGUGCGAGGAGGGACCAGUGAGUACAUCACCACCUUGGCCUACAGGGAGCUGCCAACAACUGAGCUGAUGAGGGAAUGGGGAGAUGCCGUGCAGUACAACCCAGCAAUCAUCAAAAUGAAGGUUGAGCCCCUGUAUGAGCUUGUGACAGCCACAGACUUUGCCUACUCCAGCACAGUGAAACAGAACAUAAAGAAGGCACUAGAGGAAUUUCAGGUGGAGGUCAGCUCCUGCCACUGCACUCCUUGCCAAGGCAAUGGAGUCCCUGUCCUGAAAGGAUCACACUGUGAAUGCAUUUGCCCUGCUGGUUUCCAAGGGGUAGCCUGUGAGGUUACCAAUCGGAAAGAUGUCCCCAUUGAUGGGAAGUGGAGUUGCUGGUCCAACUGGUCUGCAUGCUCUGGAGGAAGUAAAACAAGACAAAGACAGUGUAACAAUCCACUCCCUCAGAAAGAAGGCAGGCCCUGUUCAGGCCCUGCUUCAGAAACACUCAACUGUUAGAGGAGGGAGCAGACCCAGCCGGUGGGCGACCCAGCACAAGCUCUGGACCUCACAGACUUCAGUCUGCUUCCCACACACCAUCUCCUACCCAGGGCUGCCACAACCAAAGGCAAUGCCACUCUGUCCUUUAAAGAUUUUAGUUUGUUCAAUGCAUGUUAAUUUGAAUAAAGAGUGGGUUAAGCAAAACCCUCAGUCCUUGCAAGGUUGUAAACCUCUCUUUGUCCACUCUGCACUCUGGCUACCCUCACGUGGUCUAGAAGCCAGAAACUAUCUUGGUCACCACAUAGUAGGUGUCUAAUAAUGAAACAGUCAAUAGAUGAGAUGUUGUUCAUCCCUUGGUAAGCAUAGUCUUGUUCAGUAAUAAAGAUAGCCAAUAUCUAUGAAAGGAUUUCUAUGUGCCACUGAUCCAUUCCCAUGACAACCUUGCAAGACAAAUAAAUGGGAAACAGACUUGGGAGAAUAUAGUAACUUGUUCCAGGUCAGACAAUCAGGAAAUGGCAGAAUCGUGCUGCAGACGAAGCUCCUGAAUUUUAAAUUCUUACCUAGGAGGCUUGUCUCCUUUUCUGAAUGAGCACGUGGCUAGCAAAGAGCUGUUCAUGGAAUACAGUGCAGCUGAAAGCUGUGUGUCUGUGCACGUGCAUGUGCAUCCACAUGUGAGCAUGUGUGUGCAUGCUCUUGUGCAUUUCAUGUUACUGCCCUGCCUCUGGCUGCUGCCUUGUCAGGAGAGUGGCUUUAGCUUUGACGCUCAGUAGAGGAAACAAAGCGUGUGGCAGCAGAAAUCAGGGAAUUGAUCUGGGUGGUGAUCAAUAACAGAAUGUGACUGGGAGCCAAGGGCCAGGAAAAUGAUCGCCACAAGAGAAAAUGUUUACAGUCAAAAGAGGAGGUCACAGUGGCUGGAAAAUGGGUUGAGGGGCUGUUGGCUGUGGGGUAGUGUGCCCUGGGUCCCAACCCCACCCCAAAUGUGAGAGAUGGUCUGCACAUUCCACUUUGCUCACUGGGCUUUUGUGCAAAUACUAUUGGGGGGGGGGAGCUUGAAGAGGUCAAUAGGAUGGUGACUGGUGUCCAAGCUACCAAUAUCUUCUUUUAAAUUUCUUAAAUGCUAAGUGGUUAUGCUCUGUAUUUCUUAUACAUUCCCUCUUUUCAUUGCUUUGGUUGCCCAUGGACACAUCUCCCUGAUUGAGGAACUUUAGAUGAAGAACUCUUCAGUUGUUUGCUGUGUCUGCUUGCCCGCCGCCAUGUUCCCUACCACGACAACAAUGAACCUCCAAAACUGAUCACUGAGGAGAUUGCUGAAGCUCACCCUCUGGGUGCAUCUAUGAAGAUUUUUCCAGGAAAACAUAACUGAAGAGAGAAGGCCUGCCCUGAAUGUGUGUGGAACCAUCCUAUGGGCUGGAUGUUAUCAUUGCCCCCUCAGCCAUUUUGUCAUAGUGAUGCUAAAAGUUAUGCUGGGGUGCCAUGCAAUCAAAGACAAGCCAAAGAAAGCAACUGCAAACAUCUCAUCCAGAAGUCACCAUCUGGCAUCUACGUAAAAGAAGAAAAUGGCCUACUUUAG
Molecule: messenger RNA, 3244 nt
Organism: Peromyscus californicus insignis
Lineage: Eukaryota; Metazoa; Chordata; Mammalia; Rodentia; Cricetidae
Gene: C8b
Product: complement C8 beta chain
Exons: 14
Coding region: 1-1692 (563 amino acids)
Biological process (GO): immune response
Cellular component (GO): membrane attack complex
Molecular function (GO): protein binding
Source: RefSeq, a predicted model, not a curated record